Messenger RNA from Rana temporaria (common frog), 5988 nucleotides. Its product is annotated as protein ELYS-like. Gene Ontology annotation, molecular function: protein binding. The transcript has 29 exons. The record is from RefSeq and is a predicted model, not a curated record. NCBI's taxonomy places the organism in Eukaryota, Metazoa, Chordata, Amphibia, Anura, Ranidae.
GACAGAAAAUGGCUGCACUCUGCCUUUUAUUUCCCACCCAGCAUGCAGUUCAGCCAUUUAGUGUUCAUGGGUAAGUGAGUGAGCAUUAUGGGUAAGUGAGUCACUUCACAGUCAAUAAACAUUUUCUGCUCUGCAUGUGUAAGUUAAAGUUCACAUUGGCAUUUGGCUCCCUCUAGUGGUAUGCAAUCUUUAGCAUUACAUGACAAAAAUACCAGUGCUACAUUUACAUUUUUGGUAAUUUCUUUCUCAUGUUUUGAACUAGGCUCCAAAGCUAGACUAGCUUGGCUGGCUUGUGGACCUCAGCUGGAAGUUGUUAAUGCUUUAACAGGUGAAAGGCUUUCUGCCUACCAUUUUAACGGAGUGACUAGUAGACGACCUCCUACUAUUAUUAUUGUCAAAGAGUUUUCAUGGCAGAAGAGGACUGGAUUACUUGUGGGACUAAUUGAAGCCAAAAGCAGUGUUCUCUGCCUAUAUGAUGUUGGCAUUUCAAGAGUAGUUAAAGCUGUUGUACUUCCCGGUUUGGUAACUUCUGUUGAACCUAUAAUCAAUCAUGGUGGACCUAGCGCAAGCACACAACAUUUUCAUCAAAGUUUGAGGUGGUUCUUUGGCGUUGCUGCAGUGGUCACGGAUGUUGGCCAUGUUCUUCUUAUUGAUUUAUGCUUCGAUGAUGUAUCGGGCAAUCAAGAUGAACUGGAAGCAUCAGACUUGGAAGUAAUGAGUGGGAUACCAGCCGAAAUCCCAAAACUGAGAAAAGUAGCAUCAAGAAAACGUCGCCAUUUAUGUUUUGAAUUGCUAGCCCCAUCAGGAACUUCAGUAACUGCCCUCAGCUUUAUCAGCAGAACUAACCAGCUGGCUGUUGGAUUUUCUGAUGGAUAUCUUUCCUUAUGGAACAUGAAAACUUUACGAAGGGAAUGCCAUGUUCAAAUUGAAGGUGGAAAAGUUCCUGUGUCUGCGGUUACUUUUCAAGAGCCUGAGAAUGACCCCCGGAAUUGCUGCUAUCUUUGGGCUGUUCAGGCCACGGACAGCGGAAAAGAUGUAAGCCUACACUUGUUACAGCUGGCAUUUGGGGAUAGAAAAUGCUUGGCGUCCGGACAAAUUAUUUAUGAGCACUUGGAAUAUUGUGAAGAAAGAUACAGCUUGGAUCUUUCGGCUGGCUCUUUGUCUUUUAGAAGUCAAAAUAACAGUACAAAGUUACUGGGCUGUCAAACCAUAGAAAAAUUCCAUGCUCACAGCGAAAGAGAAGAUGGACUUCAUGAAGUAACAUCACCUGAUACCAGUGUCACAGUCUUCAGCUGGCAAGUAGCUACUUAUGAACAUGGUAAACCAUCCAUCUACAUGGCAGUGUUUGAUAUAAAUCGUUGGUAUCAAGCUCAGAUGCCAUAUUCUCUAAGGCCUGGUCAGUUUCUCAGGAAUUGCUCCUACUUUGUAUUCUGGUCCCUCGAAUCUGUGCUGAAUGUGACUCAGGACAACAUAUUUGAUAUGCUUGUGCAUGAGCGUAGUUUUAGCAGAGGAGCGCCAACAUCAUACCCUCCUCCAGAGCAGUUUUACUACCCCGGCACUUACAAUUUUGAUGCCACAUGUUUGCUGAGCUCUGGAAUAAUUCAUAUUAUCUGUAAAUCAUAAAUGAGAUUCAUCAGUUUUACUCUGUACUUUUUGAAGAAUUCUGGCUCUUCCUUGAAGGAAAAUCUUCCUGAUGUCUAUAGUCGAUGUUUAGUUGCUGGUCUGUUGUCUCCAAGACUGGCUCAUGUCCAGCCUUCAAGCAUGAGUCAAGAAGAACAAUUACAAGCUGUGUUAUCAACAGCUGUAGAAACUGGUUCAAUAAGCCUUUUAACUCGUUACAUCAAACUGUGGACUGCAGAAGAGCAACCAAGAUCUGCAGUCAACUUGCGAUUUGUUCUGGAGUGGACAUGGAAUAAAGUGGCUCUUGUAAAGCGGGAAUUUGACAGACUGUGUGUUCCAUUGUUUGAUGGAUCUUGCAAUUUUAUUGAACCUCAAACACUGCAUUCUCUGCAUAACUGUCACCUGCAUCUCCGCAACCUGACUAUCGUCUUAAACCGCUCUUUUACAGAAGCCCAGGAACUUACUAAACAAGGGAUUAUAGACCUAGCAAACAAACAGUCGGUGACAAAGCUCUUGGCUCAGUAUGCCUCUAUUGUGCUUUGGUUUUGCCGAUGUGGACUUCUACCAGAUUGCUCAGAUGAAGCAAAGCAGUUGAACCGACCUUGCUACAGUUACAAUCUAAUGCAGCAGUAUUGCGCAGAUCGGCGGAAAAAAUUAGAGCAUUUAUCUAGAGGCAAAUGGAACACCAGUACUUUGAUGAUUGAUGGAAUGGUUUGUCAGCUUGGGGAAAAAGCUGAGCAGUUAUGGAAGAGAGAUGGAGGCGCAGGCAAAUAUCCACCUGCUACCUUGCAUGCACUUUUGGAUCUAUAUCUCCUAGAAAAUGUAGAUGACAUAAGCAAGCAUGCUAUUACAAUUUAUUUUUUAUUGGACAUUAUGUACUCCUUUCCAGACAAGCCUAAUUCUUCCAUUGAGUCCUUUCCUAGUGCUUUUUCUGUCCCUUGUGGACUCGUAAAGCUUAUUCAAGGAUUUUGGCUGUUGGAUCACAAUGAUUACCAGAAUUCUCUGGACUGUUUUCUUUACCCAGCUGCAAGCCGUGUGAUGAGCUGGCAGCAUAAUCAAAUAAUUGAAACUUUAAUGUGCCAAGGAGAUUACAGACAAGCCCUGCGCUACAUACAAGUAAUGAAGCCUCCAGUUACAAGUGCAGAAGUCAAACUGCAAAUCACUGUGCUGCUGACCAACAAAAAUCUUAUUGAGGCCUGGAAUCUACAGAGGCUUCACUCUACCAGACUGAAUGUAGAAGAGCUUUCAAAACACAUGUAUGAAACAUGCCGGGAAGUGGGACUCAUAGAAGAUCUGUUAAAACUAACAUUCACGGAUUCUGAGCAAGGAUUUUUGCACAGGUUUUUGCAGACAAGUGGAGGUGUGCAAAAUCAAGAACUGCUUCUGGUGCAUCACUUGCAGAGAGCCAAUUACAUCCCAGCUCUGCAGCUGAACCAGUCUUUGAAAGGUUGCCAAAAGUUUGAUUCAGAUCAAAAGCUUCGAGAGAGAGCAGUAGACAGGAACGCUAUACUUGAUCAGUAUGGCAAAACACUGCCAGGGGUGCAGCGGACUCUUGCAAAUGAAAGAAAUAAGCACUCUGCAUUAUCAACACUUUGGAAGGAAGUGACAAGGCCCAAGCCUUUAUCUACUGUUGUAAAUCAAGCUCCAUCAGGAAGUGUUAUGAGCAAGGCAACUUUUAUCAGCAAUGUAUUGAUGAAGAUAAAAGAAGUAUCUGCCACAGACAUUAACUUCUCACCCUACAAAAGCCUAACUACUGAAGAGCAGAAUCCAGUAACUGCUUUGCCACAUUUAGAAAUGACUGAUGCAUUUAUUGGUACACUGAUAUCCAAAUCUAGAAGAGUGUCAAGAUUACUGGAUUCUAUUGUCCAUCCUGUCUUUACAGAGCUUUCAACUUUAGAUGCAGCUUUUGAGGUGGCUAAUGAGCGAACUCCUCGUAAAUCUUCCAUGUUGGUUACUUCUAGUUCUGUCCAAUCAAAUCUGAGGAAAAUGGCACAGUUGAGAAAUUUGACCAAAGCAUCAGAGUUUAACCUUCUGGAAACGCCUAUCGUAGUAAAGAGGGCAACAGUUUUAGCUGCAAGCUCAGUUUCUUCUGUAUUUACAAUGCAUACGCCUCAGUCCAUUUUGAGGUCCAGUGCUCGAACUACCCCUCUGGCUUCUCCUUCAGCUUCUCCUGGAAGAUCGGUUACGCCUCCUUUACGACCUAGAGAGGCUAAAAUCUCUUUCAUGGAACAGAUCAGUAACAAAUAUAUCAAAGGGGUUUUAACACCGGACAGGGAUUUGCCAGCAUCAUCCCCACUAAUAAGAUCUGCUCAGGAUACCAUUUGUCAAGAAAGGAUGACAUUGUCUAUAAGCAACACCUCUACUAAAGACCUUGAUGAGAUUGAGUCUUCAUCUGGUAUUCAGGAUGGGAGUCCCAGUAGGGAUUCAAGUUAUGUAUCUGCAAGGUCGGAUCAGACAACACAGGAGUAUCAUGAUGCUCUAACACCAGAAGAUAUGGAAGAUGAUGCAGUUGCUGUAACAGCUGUUGUUAGUAUUCAUGACAGUGAAGACAUUGCAAGUGAACAUUCAGAACAUCUAAAUCAAGAACAUGAGGUGGUGGAGCUCAAUGGAGAAGUUGAAUUACAAGUCGUAGAAAACAAAAGUCUAGUGAUUGAGAAAUACCCUGUGGCUAGAUCCCCAAUUCAUCGCAGCUUGGAAGAGAAGGACAAGGAUUUAAAGGAAAAAGAGGCAUCCGAAUCUGAACUCCUGACCAGCUGCCAUGAGUUGCAUUCAGCUGUUGAUUUCCAGGUGGAUUCAAAUGCUGAACUUAUUGAAGAUCACUACAAAUGUGAACAUUCUGAUGAUAAGAAUGCCAUAGAAACUGAUGAUGAUGUAGAGAAUGCUGUAGCUGCUAGUAAUUUUACAUUAGUUCUUGAGGAAGAAGGAAGAGAGGAAGAAGUUGAAGCAGCUGCAGAGACUGAAGCUCUUGAAUCAGAACAUUCUUCAGACAAAGAACUAAAAACCGUUUCAAAGACUGAGGACUAUGCUGGGCAAGAAAUUCAAAUUACCGACACGUGCCCUGCAAAUGCAUUCACCCUUGUAGAUGGUGAACAUAAGACAAAGAUUAUGGAGACCUUGCCUUACGUGCCAGAGCCAAUUAAGGUAGCUGUAGAAGAAAACUUGCUAGAUGUAUUCAAAGGUAUAAGCGGCAAAGAUUUUAUUUCUGGAGGGGAUAACGAAUUGGCCUGCGAAAAUGAGUCUCUAAAGAAGUGCAGACGUGUCCACACUUCUAGGACGCCUGCAAGAAAAAAGAAAACCAAAAAAAAUUAUGUGGAAGCUGAGAGCGUUAUCCAGGCGGUAACGCCACUAAAAAGAUCGGAUGUUGCAAGGCUAAUGGGAGGCAUGUCUGAGGUUGCGAACCCCCAAACCCCACGGAGAACUGUGAGGAAAUCAACAAGAUCUGAAAGUACUAGUGCUGAUCUUGAGGUUCAGCUUCCAGUAACUCCAAAAAGAGGGAGAAAACGCAAAGUCAAUGAAGGAACUUCACAGGAGGAACAACCAGCCUCACAAUAUUUGGCUAAGAUUUCUGAAACGGAAACCAAACAAGUUACUACAGUUACAAGAGGUCAUAGGGGAAAGCGUUCUGUAAAUGAGUUGGUGAAGUAUUUUGAGCUUUAUGGCAUUCAAACAAAUCCCAGUCUGCCAGUUUCUCCAAAAAGGGUGUCCUUACAAUGUUCAGGAAUAAAAUCAGAAAAUCUGAUGGAUGUUCCAGCAGCUGAGCAAGAAAAUGCAAGGUCUCGAGAGCAAAUUGUAGACAGACCUAGGAAAUGGCCAAUAAGCUACAGUAUUGGCAAACUAGCAGGGAAAUUCACAAAACUGUCUAUAAAAACUAUUUUGUUAGAACAAGCUGAAGAGUCUACAUUGACCAAAGUAACAAAGCAAGGCGACUCGUCUGUCAGACAGAUGAGAAAACGUAUUAUUUCUGCAAGUUCAGAGGAAAGUGAGGAUGAAAGGCUAAAUGCUUCACAUCCAGAAGACAGUGAACACAUGGAACCUAAUGCUGAUCAAGAUGACCAGACUAACAGCACCCGUUUAACAAGGACUCAACUGAGUAGUGCUUCCACGUUUUCAGAUCCCUCCACGCCUACAUUUGCAUCCACCACUCCUACUCCAAGACGUAGAAAGAAAACAAAAGGUAUUUUUGCUUUUAUGCUCUUAUAUAGCCACUGUUAGUUUCUGCUAAAAUCUUAACACUUUCAUAUCUUCCCUGUUAAGUGGUUUUCAUUGUAAAGGCUACAGUGUUUAAUGGGCAUUUUUUUGGUUGAAUAAUACAUAUAGAAAUGGGUAGUGGGCAUAUUUUUCAAAGAUUCAUUUUAAAACCUCAAAUAA